This is a messenger RNA of Spodoptera litura, 2201 nucleotides long. RefSeq names its product nimrod B (gene NimB). NCBI's taxonomy places the organism in Eukaryota, Metazoa, Arthropoda, Insecta, Lepidoptera, Noctuidae. The record is from RefSeq and is a predicted model, not a curated record.
CUAUUAAAAUUAAACAACAGACUUGCUUACCCUAGCUGGAUGUGCUAAUAUGAUCGUCAGUGUGCUACGAGGUCCAGUGGCACAAACAACUAAGAUACGAUCAAUAUGCGUUUAAUAUUCAUAGCGCUGCUGGUAGCAUGCGCGUACGCAACCCCUCAGUACACGAAGACUGCGGGUGUUAAGGGAGGGUACGGUGGACAUGGUUACCAUCAUGAGGGAAUGAAUCUUGUCAAUAACUUUUACAACAAUGGGAGUCAUCAUCAAGGCUAUGGAGGAUACGGGCAAAAUUUGACAGGAACCGGAACCGUCAACUACGAGAUAGGAGUCUGCUACAUCGAAGUGCCAACAGCCACUCUAGUCAAAGACCCUACUCAUGUUCCUGCUGGUAAUGGGUCGCGUCCAGACUUGAGUCGCAUCAGGAGUUGCUGUAGUGGUUACAUCAGGAACAUUCACAACUACCGCAUCUGUGACCCAGUGUGUAAUCAAGAAUGUGUGAACGGACUCUGCAGUGCACCAAACACCUGUACUUGCUUCCCAGACCAUGUGAAGAACUUGGCUGGUUUCUGUAUAGCCACCUGUCCUAUAGGAUGUCAGAACGGACAGUGUUCUGGUGGUGAAUGCAUCUGCAAAGAUGGCUACCGACUGGAUUCGGAAAGCAAAUUCUGUGUUCCGUACUGCAGGGAGCAGUGCGGUGGUCCUAGUAGAGGCAACUGCACAGCUCCAAACACAUGUGAAUGCCAGCCUGGCUACAGGUCUACUCCCGAAGGAUCCUGCAAGCCCUCCUGUGAUCGAUGCAAGGACGGCCAGUGUGUAGGACCUAAUGACUGCCGCUGUUCUUCUGGUUACACCAAGGACCAGUACGGUGACUGCAUCCCACAGUGCUCUAGUCCGUGCUCACCACCAAACCGCUGUAUAGCUCCCAAUGUAUGCGGGGACUCUUCAAGCCCCCCGGCUUACAAUAACACAGGCUCUGGCUCCCCUUACGGCAGACCACCAACUUAUAAUCCCAACCAAAACUCAAACAACCCCUACGGUCAACAACCCCAGAACCCUAACUAUCCCGGUCAUUAUCAGCCUAAUAACCCAAGUAACCAAUACCCUUACAACCCGGGUAACCCAUCAAAUACUCCCGGUCAACAACAACACACAUAUCCUAGUAGUCCACGUCCUCCCGGAAGCCAACAAAACAAUCAUCCUGGUAAUCCUUCUUACUACCCUGGCAGUCAGCCAUCUAACUACCCUGGCAAUCAGCCAACUAACUAUCCUGGCAGUCAGCCAUCUAACUAUCCUGGUAGCCAGCCGUCUAACUACCCGAGUAAUCAACCAUCUAGCUACCCUGGCUAUCGACCACCACCGACUUACCCUGGAGGUCCUCAAUACCCAGGUCACUCUCAAAACAAUUACCCCGGUGGACCAUACCCUGGUAACCAAGUAUCCAAUGACACCAGUGCCGGAAGCAUCCAACCAGGAGUUAACACUCAACGACCUCCUUCUCCUUACGGACAAAGACCUGUCAAUCCAUCGGGUCAACCUAUUUACACGCAUAUUCCUAAUAACCCUCAGCCUAUGUACCCUGACAGUCAGCAUUUAGGUCCAGACCACCGCCCUAAUCCCGCUUACCCUUCGCCCAAUUCGACUCAAGGAGUGCCUAGUGGACCAAGUUAUCCCAACAACCAAUAUGUCCCUAUAAAUCAGUACUAUCCAGACCAGAGACCCAAUACGAAUAUGCAACCUUACCAAAGGCCAAAUAAUGCUGAGCCUUACUACCCUAACAGUCAGUAUUACCCCAACUACAACCAGCAGUCGUACAAUCAAGAGUCAGUGUACCAGCAGAACAUCUACCAGGAGAACCAGAUGUCAGCCGUGGAGCUCUUGUGUUCCAUACCAUGUGUUAAUGGAACCUGUGUCGGACGAGAUGUGUGUUCCUGCAACACUGGAUACGUUCCUAUUGCUGGAGACACGUCCAGGUGCGAGCCACAUUGCUUUGGCUGUACAAAUGGAGUAUGUGUAUCUCCGUAUAUGUGCCAAUGUCACCCUGGAUUUUACAAAGACUUCAGCGUAAAGGGGAGGACAAAAUGUGUGCGACGCAUCAGACGGUCCGUCGAUGAAACAUCAGCACCUUUAAACAUCGCUGAGCUGCUCGUGUUUGAGAUACCUGAUGAUUAUGACAAUUAAUAAAUGAUUUAUUUUAUUGAGACAAA